Messenger RNA from Suncus etruscus (white-toothed pygmy shrew), 5041 nucleotides. It is a transcript of the gene MAPKBP1, whose product is annotated as mitogen-activated protein kinase binding protein 1. Gene Ontology annotation, molecular function: protein binding. Bases 9 to 4412 code for a protein of 1467 amino acids. The transcript has 31 exons. Lineage: Eukaryota; Metazoa; Chordata; Mammalia; Eulipotyphla; Soricidae. The record is from RefSeq and is a predicted model, not a curated record.
GCCCCAGCAUGGCCGUGGACGGCGCGACCAUCACCAGCCGCAUCCGCAACCUGCUGCGCUCCCCGUCCAUCAAGCUGCGCCGCAGCAAGGCCGGGGCCCGCCGCGAGGACCUCGGCUCCAAGGUGACUUUGGAGAAAGUGCUUGGAAUAACAGUGUCUGGAGGCAGAGGACUGGCCUGUGACCCUCGCUCUGGGUUAGUCGCCUACCCAGCAGGGUGCGUGGUUGUGCUGUUCAAUCCCAGGAAACAUAAGCAGCACCACAUUCUCAACAGCUCCCGGAAGACCAUUACUGCCCUCGCCUUUUCCCCUGAUGGCAAGUACUUGGUCACUGGAGAGAGUGGGCACAUGCCAGCUGUGCGUGUAUGGGAUGUGGCCGAGCAUAGCCAGGUGGCAGAGCUGCAGGAGCAUAAGUAUGGGGUGGCCUGCGUUGCCUUCUCCCCAAGUGCCAAGUACAUUGUCUCCGUGGGUUACCAGCAUGACAUGAUCGUCAACGUGUGGUCUUGGAAGAAAAACAUUGUGGUGGCCUCCAAUAAGGUGUCUAGCCGGGUGACAGCCGUGUCCUUUUCUGAAGAUUGCAGCUACUUUGUCACUGCAGGCAACCGGCACAUCAAAUUCUGGUACCUUGAUGACAGCAAGACCUCAAAGGUGAACACCACCGUGCCACUGCUGGGCCGCUCAGGGCUGCUGGGUGAGCUGCGCAACAACCUGUUCACGGAUGUGGCCUGUGGGCGCGGGAAAAAGGCCGACAGCACCUUCUGCAUCACGUCCUCGGGGCUGCUGUGCGAGUUUAGCGACCGCAGGCUGCUGGACAAGUGGGUGGAGCUGAGAAACACAGACAGCUUCACAACCACCGUAGCCCACUGCAUUUCUGUGAGCCAGGACUACAUCUUCUGCGGCUGUGCCGAUGGCACUGUACGCCUCUUCAACCCCUCCAACUUACACUUCCUCAGCACCCUGCCCCGGCCACAUGCCCUGGGCACGGACGUAGCCAGCAUCACAGAAGCCAGCCGUCUUUUCUCUAGCGUGAACAAUGCCAGGUACCCAGACACCAUCGCCUUGACGUUUGAUCCUACGAAUCAGUGGCUGUCUUGUGUUUACAAUGACCACAGCAUUUAUGUUUGGGAUGUGAGGGAUCCCAAGAAAGUGGGCAAGGUGUACUCAGCUCUGUAUCAUUCCUCCUGCGUCUGGAGUGUGGAGGUCUACCCUGAAGUGAAGGACAGUAACCAGGCCUGCCUGCCCCCCAGCUCCUUUAUUACCUGCUCCUCAGACAACACCAUCCGCCUCUGGAACACUGAAAGCUCUGGAGUCCAUGGAUCCACCUUGCACCGAAACAUCCUCAGCAAUGACCUCAUCAAGAUCAUCUACGUGGAUGGGAACACUCAGGCCUUGCUGGACACAGAGCUGCCGGGAGGAGACAAAGCUGACAGUUCCCUGAUGGAUCCCCGGGUGGGCAUCCGCUCUGUGUGUAUCAGCCCUAAUGGACAGCACCUUGCUUCAGGAGACCGAGUAGGCACACUCAGGGUGCAUGAGCUGCAGUCCUUAAGUGAGAUGUUGAAGGUGGAAGCCCAUGACUCAGAGAUCCUGUGCCUGGAGUACUCGAAGCCCGACACAGGUCUGAAGCUGCUGGCAUCUGCAAGCCGGGACCGGCUCAUCCAUGUGCUAGACGCAGGCCGUGAGUAUAGUUUACAGCAGACCCUGGACGAGCACUCGUCUUCCAUCACAGCUGUCAAGUUUGCAGCCAGUGAUGGGAAAGUGCGUAUGAUCAGCUGUGGGGCAGACAAGAGCAUCUACUUCCGCACCGCCCAGAAGUCUGGAGAUGGAGUACAAUUUACACGGACACACCAUGUUGUGCGGAAGACGACCCUCUAUGACAUGGAUGUGGAGCCCAGCUGGAAGUACACAGCCAUCGGCUGUCAGGAUCGGAAUAUUCGGAUCUUUAACAUCAGCAGCGGGAAGCAGAAGAAGCUGUUCAAAGGCUCCCAGGGAGAGGAUGGUACUCUCAUCAAGGUGCAGACAGACCCUUCAGGGAUCUACAUUGCCACCAGCUGCUCUGACAAAAACCUCUCCAUUUUUGACUUCUCCUCAGGCGAGUGUGUGGCUACCAUGUUCGGCCACUCAGAGAUUGUCACUGGCAUGAAGUUCAGUAAUGACUGCAGACAUCUCAUCUCUGUGUCAGGAGACAGCUGCAUAUUUGUGUGGCGCCUGAGCUCCGAGAUGACCAUCAGCAUGAGGCAACGUCUGGCUGAGCUGCGCCAGCGGCAGCGAGGGAACAAACCACCAGGACCAUCUUCUCCACAAAUGUCUGCUGGACCAAACCGACACGAGACCCCCUCCAUGCUUGCUCCUGGGCCAGCUCUCUCGUCCGACAGUGACAAAGAAGGAGAAGAUGAAGGUACCGAAGAAGAGGAGCUCCCCGCUCUACCUGUCCUUGCCAAGAACACCAAGAAGGAACCAGCCUUGCAGCCUGGCCCAGCCCUGCCCCGGAGCCUAUCGCACUGGGAGAUGAGUCGGGCCCAGGAGACUGAAGGGUUCCUGGACCCCACUCCCGAAGCCACCCAAGGACCCAGGAGGAGGGGGCGCUGGGCCCAGCCAGGCGCGAAGCUUAGUGUGCGCUCCAUGAUGGACCUGCGACAGCUGGAGACCAUGGCCCCCUUCACUCAGGGCCCUGGUCAGGACGCCAUAACCCAGUCUGCUCUAGGGAAGCCCCGCCCACAGGCACCUCAGCCCCGCCGUCCUGGCCAGGCUUCCCAGCCCUGCUCUUGCUCCCACAUCAUCCAGCUGUUGUCCCAAGAGGAAGGGGUCUUCGCACAAGACCUGGAGCCCGUGUCCACUGAGGAUGGCAUUGUCUACCCGGAGCCGAGUGACAACCCCAUGCUGGACACCAGUGAGUUCCAGGUACAGGCCCCAUCCCGAGGGAGCCUGGGAAGAGGCUACGUGGGUGGCCGGGGCUCGGAGAAGCACAGUCCUGACAGCGCCUGCUCCGUGGACUACAGCAACAGCUGCUUGUCCAGCCCUGAGCACCCCAACGAAGACUCGGAGAGCACGGAGCCCCUGAGUGUGGAUGGCAUUCCCUCAGACCUGGACGAGCCUGACGAAGAGGAAGAGGAGGGGGGCACUGGCCCCUUUGGGCUACAGGAAGGGAGCCCUCGGACCCCGGACCAGGAGCAGUUCCUGAAGCAGCACUUUGAGACCCUGGCUAAUGGGGCAGCUCCAGGGGGUCCCGCCCGGGGGCUGGAGAGGACUGAGUCUCGGAGCAUCUCCUCACGAUUCCUGCUGCAAGCACAGAGUCCCCCCAUCAGGCAACUGUCAUCCACCUCCUCGAACCAGCCAAGACCAGUGCACAUGCCACUGGCUUCCGGAGAGCUGCUGCGAAGCACCUGUGCCAAUCCUCCGGGGGCACCCCCAGAGGCGGAGCCCUGCCCUGGGAACCGCAGCCCCCAGCACACUGUCCCCGUGCUGUUGCCACGCCGUCGCCUCAGCCCCGACAGCAGCCGGACCACCAGGAAAGUGGUCACAGGCAACCCCUUAGGGGGCCUCCAGAAAGCCCAGUCUGUGCAAAACCUGGUGCCCCAGGAUGAAGCUCCUCCCCCAGGCCCCUCAUCUCAGGAGACAGCACCCCGGGACAGCUCAGCCCAACCCCACUCCUACCAGAACCCUACCACCAGCUCCAUGGCCAAGAUGGCCCGCAGCAUCUCUGUCGGGGAGAACCUGAGCCUGGCCUCUGAACCGCAAGCUCCUGCCCCUGCCCGAGCCUCUCCACUCACCAAGCUGGCCCUGCCCAGCCGGGCUCACCUGGUUCUGGAUAUCCCGAAGCCGCUGCCAGAUCGGCCUUCCCUGGCCACUUUCUCGCCUUCCACCCGGGCCCGGGCCACUGUGGAAGCAGGCCAGCAGGAGGGCGUGGGCAGGCCCCCCAGUACCACUGAGAGGCGAGCCUGGGUGGCGGAGGGUGCUGCACCCAAGCCCAGGACAGACUGCCAGCCUCAAGCUGCGCCCCACAGCCCCAGGAGCCAGCACCUCCCAGACAGCGGCCUCCUCCAAGGCCCUGAGAACUGGCAGGCCCCGCCCCCGGUGAAGACCACCAAGCCCUCAGAAGAUGCCCCAGAACCAGCAGUGAACCUGGAACAGUGUCAGCAGCUGGUGGCUGAGCUCCAGGGCAACAUGCGCCAGGCAGUGCGGCUCUACCACUCGGUGGCCGGCUGCAAGAAGCCGUCUGCGGAGCAAAGUCGCAUCACUCAGCUCCUCAGAAACACUUUCUCCUCCAUGAGGCAGGAGCUGGAGGCCCUGGCAGGGCCACUGCUGUGCAGUCCGGGCAUGAGCCCUGGGGUGGGGGCUGAGCAGACUCAGGCCCUGCUGGAACAGUAUUCAGAGCUGCUGCUGCGGGCGGUGGAGCGGCGCAUGGAGCGCAAACUCUGAGCUCCGAGACCUCCUCCGCUCCCCACCUGUGGGCAUCAGUGCUCAGAGGGGAAGCGACUGGCCCUCAGGAGCCCCUGUAUUUAUUAAUUUAUUUCCCUGACUGUCGCCUCACUUUUUUGACCACCUGCCUCCAUGGCCCCUUGGGGGCUCACGCAGAGGUGGUUUUGAGUUUUGUCACCUUGGUGCUGUGAGGAGGAGGACAGUCCUCUCUCCUUAGAAGCCAUUUGCUGUUACUGCAGGGAUCAGCUCCCAGCUGGAGCACACACAGGGUAUCAGUAGGGGAGGGGUCCACAGCCACUCCUCCCCGCUUCCGCCCCCUCCCACACCAGUUGCCAGUGUGGGUUGGUCCCUUGUCCCCAGCAGAGUGUCUCCCCCACCAAAGCAUUCCCAGUCAUCAGAAGGCUUGAAUUGUUGGCAAGUCCUGAGCCCCACAUUCCACUCCCAUUCCUGUCCCUGAGCGUCCUUAACCGAGCCAUCCUUAACCGUUGUCUCCCCUGCACCCCUCUACCCCCAGAGCUGUGGAGCCAGCCAGCAGGAGGGCAUUGCUGCGGGACAGCGAGCUCUCUGCUGGCAUACCUGAAGUCCUAGACCCCCUUUCCAUAAUCCCUUGGUCCUCCCUGUCCCCAGCU